This is a messenger RNA of Mizuhopecten yessoensis (Yesso scallop), 1760 nucleotides long. RefSeq lists its product as uncharacterized. The record is from RefSeq and is a predicted model, not a curated record. The transcript has a single exon. Gene Ontology annotation, cellular component: chromatin; nucleoplasm. Gene Ontology annotation, molecular function: ubiquitin-protein transferase activity; zinc ion binding. Bases 120 to 1760 code for a protein of 546 amino acids. Gene Ontology annotation, biological process: positive regulation of DNA-templated transcription. NCBI's taxonomy places the organism in Eukaryota, Metazoa, Mollusca, Bivalvia, Pectinida, Pectinidae.
GUGAUAUACCCGUAACAAGGAAGUGUAUAGUUAAAGGUGUACCGACAUAACAACAAAAAGGUGGCAGUUCACAGUUUGUAGACAAAGUAUUUCACCAAACGCACUAAAGUACCAACACCAUGGCAAGUAACAAAUCCGUACUGCGUGCCCAGGACCCCGUUACAUACACAUGUGCUUUGUGUGACAGUGAAGACGGGGUACGAUGGUAUUGCAACGACUGUCAGGAGAAUUUAUGUGAUCGUUGUAAGGAAUUCCAUAAACGCGGACGGAAAACAAAAAACGAUGACGUCGUGUCGAUCGGGGUGGCUAACCGCCAGUGCGACAAGCCUGUACCAGAGGUUUGUAAACUACACCCCGGUAAACUGUGUGAUCUUUUCUGUUCGGACUGCAACGAGUUGCUUUGUUCGAUGUGUUUAUCUGAAACUCAUAAACACCACAACUGGAAACAUUUUGAAGACGGAUUUUCUAUUAAAAGGCAACAUCUCAAAGAACAUAUGACAGCAAUUUCUGUUAAAAUAGACCAUUUCAAGAACGAGACAUCAGAGCGACAUCGUGUUAACGAAGGGUUCAACGACAACAUUGAUACAAUGAGGAAAGAGGUGAACUCUCAAAGGACGAAGUUAAAGGCAGAAGUAGAUUCUAUCGCUGAUGCAAUACUCGCUGAAUUAUCGGCUUUAGAAAAAGAAGAAUCAACCAUGCACAAGAAAGAUUGUCAAAGAUCAGAGAAAAAAGUCGAAGAACUGACGCGUCUGCUUGAACAAGCGGAAAUGACGAAUACAUCAAGUAUAUCCUUGUUUGAAACAGAAAGUUCAUUGAGGACAACUCUGCCCCUGUAUGACGUUAAUGUGAAAUAUGUCUCACCAAAACAACCAAGCUUUGUUACCGGAAGUAUCGACCGCGUCAUGUUGACGAAAAUGUUAGGUGAAUUACACCACGAGAACCAGUACGAGAAGACAGACAUCGACAGUAAACACGUUAAACGUCUCUCUAAGUUUACGGUUACUUCACAAAAUACAAUAUACGGUAUAUGUCCAGUCGACGACAGUCACGCGUGGUUAUCAAUACAUCAAUUCAAGAACCUGUUACUGGUCAACAGGGAGGGUGUGAUCAUAGAGACAGUAAAACUGGACUUCUGUCCACUCAGAAUCAUCAUGGUCGGGACCACAGACAUACUUAUUACCAGUAAUUCAGGUAGUACAUUUGUAUAUAAACUAUCACUACACAACAAACAAGUGACAACAUUUGCUGACAUUAAACCACAUGAAGCAUAUGACGUCAGUAUCAACGAGAGGGACGAGGUGUUUGUUAGUACAAACACACCAGACAUAGUGGUACUGAAUCAGUCAGGUACGAUUGUGAGGAAGGUCACGAUUAGAUCAGAAACAAUAAGGUACGUUGUCUGCUUGUCAUCUGGACGUCUGUGUGUAGUUCAAAACGUUGGAGAACGUUUUACUGAGAGGACGAUAAAGAUAACAGACGAGUCAGGUACCGUCAUACAGACGUGGACAGGUGAACUCGACAACGGUCUAAAGGUCGGUAGUAUGUACCUCCUUAAGAUGUCAUGUGAUAAGUUUGAUAGAGUUUUUGUACCAGACAUCCGUAACAAUCAGGUGUACGUCCUACCGAGUGACGGCAAACAAGCUGUGUGUCUCCUGGACCGGAGACACGGAGUGGUGAAACCUGCAGCGAUGGGUGUGGACACUUGUGGGAACGUGUGGAUCGGGUGUGUGGACGGUAGCGUACACGUGAUGGGACUGUAA